This is a messenger RNA of Monosiga brevicollis MX1, 2727 nucleotides long. RefSeq lists its product as uncharacterized. The record is from RefSeq and is a predicted model, not a curated record. NCBI's taxonomy places the organism in Eukaryota, Choanoflagellata, Craspedida, Salpingoecidae. Gene Ontology annotation, molecular function: serine-type endopeptidase inhibitor activity. Bases 322 to 2727 code for a protein of 801 amino acids. The transcript has 10 exons.
CGACGAUCAGUCACGCUUGCCCCUUUUGGCUGCCACUGCACAUGCAUUGGCCAGUCUCAGAAACCUGAGGGCCACACGAUUCACCUCGGAUGAUCGUGGGCUCACGACGUCGGCACACAGCAUUUUUCUCGAUCCUCAUCUUGGCCACAAGUUGAAUCCAGCCCAAUCCGGAGCGGCUGGUCUCGAUCUGCCUUGGUGCCACCCGUCUUUCUUUGACUUCUUUGACACCCAACCCGUUUGCCUUCACGCCUAUCUUGAUCCACUGAGCCCAACUUGCUCUUCCUGCUGGCAGCUGUUGCUUGGAGUCACCCUCCCAGCACCAUGUCUCCGGUCGCUUUACGCCGGCCCCUGCGGCUUCUCGCUGCCGUCCUGCUUGCAGUGAUGUUCAGCGCAGCCCAGGCCCAAGACUGUAACAUCCACCAAGUUUGCGGUCAAGCCGUCUGCAUCUCGGCCGACAAGCCGCCAGUGGCUGACUGUGAGAUGGACGCGGCUCAGCAGACGGAGCGUGCCCAAGUGACUGCCCUCAACGAGAACGUCCACUGCACUGCCGUGCAAGAACAAUGCUCCUUUGUCUGCGGUGGCAUUGCAGGUUUUGAGUGCCCAGCAGACCUGGUGUGCGACAUGGGUGGCCGCGACGAUGAUUGCGACGACUGCUUUGGCGUUUGCACGCGCCCCAUCGAGAAGCGCAAACCCUGCUUGGAUGAGCGAGAUCGCUUCUACAAACGAUUUGAGGCCCCAUCUGGUACUCGCGAAUGCCGCUCGGAUGAUGAGUGCAUCGUCUCUGGUUGCAGCUCAGAGGUCUGCGCUGCCCAGGCCUAUGCCACCACCUGCGAGGCUUUGCCGUGGGUGCCCAACGGCGAGUGUGGCUGCGUCAACAACGAAUGCAUCUGGCAUUCAUGCAGCCCGUGCCGGGACAUGCGCGAUUGCGAUCUCAAAUGCCCCUUUGGAUUUGUCACGGAUGACAACGACUGCCCUGUAUGCCGGUGCCGGGAGGCGCCAUGCUGUGAUCCGCUCAAGGAGCCCGGUCAAUUUGGCAACCCCCUCGUCAAGUUUCGCCAUGCUUGCUGCCCCACCACGGGAACUUGGAUGGAGAGUGACCGGGAAGGCGUGUUUGACUGCCCCGAGUUUCCCCAAGGUCCUUUUGGCCGGGCCUGCCCCUUGUUGGCGCUCUGCAACCUCUCCGUGCCCCAAGAUUCAGCCGAUUUUGCCAACCUUGAAGGCCUUGAACUGAACCAGGCCUGCGACUCGGACAAGGACUGUGUCGCCACGGGCUGCAACAACCAGGCCUGUGCUGCUGAGGAGGACGCCGACUUUUGCCCAUAUACGCUCGAGCCGCCAGCUGAUAGCUCGUGCCAGUGCCGCUAUGGCACCUGCUCGUGGGUGCACGACUGCGAACAGCCCAUUUGUCCACCGGUGUCUUGCCGCCUGCACUGUGAGCACGGCUUUCAAGUGGACGAGAACGGCUGCGAGAUUUGUGCCUGUGUUUCAGCCUGGGUCGGUUGCCCCGAGGAGAAGCGCUGCCUGCAGGGGGAUGUCAUCGAUCCCAGCAAUCCCUCAAACCUGCUCUGCUGCGAUGACGAUGAGAUGUGCGUCAUGGACCCAGCCUGCCCGCUGUGCGGUGGUCGAUGUGUGCCCAUUGAUGUGUGUUACGACGAAGACCAUCCGUACUAUGAGCGCUUCGAGGCUCCCAGUGCCGACAACAAGUGCGAGACCGCCGCUGACUGUGUGGUCAGUGGCUGCUCGGGCGAGGUUUGCGCCGCAGAGGACGUCGCCACCACGUGCGAAUUGCUGGACUUCCGGCCCGCAGGCGCCUGCUCCUGCGUUGACAACCAGUGCGUCUGGAACGGUCGCUGCGACGCCGACCCGCCUUGCCCCCGCGAGCAGAUCUGCACCAGCCCUGAUGGAGUUGAGAGCUGCUGCGAUGAGGGCGAGCGCUGUGUGCGUGGCCAGUGCUUGAAGCCUCAAGAUCCUUGCGACCUCCCAGCCAACUGCACCUCCUGGUUUGAUGGCUGCAACACCUGCUCCGUCUCUGCUGACGGCUGCAUUGAAUACUGCACCAAGCGCUUCUGCCUCGAGUACCAAGAGCCUCGAUGCCUCUGCUACGACUGCGAAGAUUUGCUCUGCCCUGCCAUCCCCGAUGAUUGCGCUGCCGUGUCCCGACCCAAGUAUGACGACUGUGGAUGCAUGAUCAAGUGCCCCGAGUGCAUUGCCAAAAAGGAGCAAUGUUGCAACCCACUCUUGGAGCCUGGCAAAUUUGGCAACCCCAUGGGCUUUGAGGGCUAUGCUUGCUGCCCUACUACCGGUGAAUGGGUGUUUAGCAUUGGCGACGGCAAGACCUUCCCUUGUCCUGGCCAAGAGCAGGGACCUUUUGGUGAUGCAUGCAAGCUGCCGAAAAAGUGUCGCGAUGAGGAAAAGGCGCUCAAAUCGGAGGUCAAGGCUGCCCUGAAGGAGGAGGCGCCACGUUGCCGAGUUGACAGCGAUUGCAAAGCUGGUCUGCAAUGUGUGCCAGUCAAGAAUGAGCGCAUGGGUGUCUGCCUUCCAUUUUACUACCGCCGCGUGGAUAUCAAGUCAUGCCUGGCCAGCAAUCCCGAGCCGCAUUUGCUGCUGCCAAGGUAUGAUCUAUCCUCUCCUGCGAGUCAGCUGAGAAAGCGGGAUGAGAAAGUGAUGUAUUUGCUCAUUCCAUCGUGCUCCAGGCAAGCCGUGCAAGGAUCCUCCUUCGGCCGAUAA